Messenger RNA from Acanthosepion pharaonis, 480 nucleotides. Lineage: Eukaryota; Metazoa; Mollusca; Cephalopoda; Sepiida; Sepiidae. The record is from the annotation of a GenBank genome assembly.
AUGUUCCUUGACUGUUCUCUUUUUCCUUUUCCUCUGUGGAAAUUUUUGGAAAAUUCAUCUCCUAAAACAAAUGCAGAAAACAACAAUGUGGAAACUUUAUCUGGUGAAAAACUGCAAGAAUAUGAGAAAAGUGAGUCAGAAUCCAUUUUGGAGGAACUGUUAGCAUCUCAUGGGGAGAUUCAAGAUACAAACCAGUAUGUGAAGAGUGAGAUUGAAGCACUCGACCGAGAACAAAAGCAAAUUGAUGAAAGAGCUGCAAAUCUGGAAGAACAACUGCGUGCAGUCAUGAAGAAAGGGAAUAAUAAAGUCAAAGAAGAAAAAUUACUACAAGAAUGGUUCCUGUUGGUUAACAAACGAAAUGCUGUGAUACGACGACAAAUGCAACUCAACAUUUUGGAGAAAGAAGAUGAUUUGGAGAGGAAAUUUGAAUUGUUAACACGAGAGCUUCGCACCAUGUUUGACAUUGAUGGUGAGUUGUAA